CUGUGUGAAGCACACUCCCUCAUACACAUCAAAUAUGAUCAGCUGGUUUCAGGAAACCAACUAACUAAACUUCAUCUUCUGCCUGAAAUCAAGGAGCCGUGUUUCUAAACGGCCUUAGCGACAGUAACUAAGGGGCGGGGCGAGACGCCGUGACAUCGCGAGAACACUCCGCGGGAUCCCGCAGCGCUCCUGUAUCUCAGCCUGAAGAGCUCCGAGACCAGAAUCCAGACUCAGUCCAGGACAACACGGUCCACCAGUCACAGCGGAGACCUGCAGGACGAUGGAGAACCAGAACCCGGACCACAGGAGCCAAACAGCAGCCUCGUGCUCUGAUAGCGCCGAUGUUCAGGAGCCAUGUUUCUAAACGGCCUUAGCGACAGUAACUAAGGGGCGGGGCGAGACGCCGUGACAUCGCGAGAACACUCCGCGGGAUCCCGCAGCGCUCCUGUAUCUCAGCCUGAAGAGCUCCGAGACCAGAAUCCAGACUCAGUCCAGGACAACACGGUCCACCAGUCACAGCGGAGACCUGCAGGACGAUGGAGAACCAGAACCCGGACCACAGGAGCCAAACAGCAGCCUCGUGCUCUGAUAGCGCCGAUGUUCAGAAACAAAGAGGAAGACAUGGACUCAAAUGUCACCGCUGUCAGCACUGUGACAAAUCCUUUACAACAUCUGGAUAUUUAAAGAUUCAUCAGAGACUUCACACUGGAGAGAAACUGUACAGCUGUGACCAGUGUGAGAAAGCUUUCACUACAUCUGGUCAACUUAAAAUCCACCUACGUGUUCACACUGGAGAAAAAGCGCACAGCUGUGACCAGUGUGAGAAAGCUUUCACUACAUCAGGUCAACUGAAAAUCCACCUACGUGUUCACACUGGAGAAAAAGCGCACAGCUGUGACCAGUGUGGAAAAGCUUUCACUCAACCAGGUCAACUUAAAAUCCACCAACGUGUUCACACUGGAGAGAAACCAUACAGCUGUGACCAGUGUGGGAAAGCUUUCAGUACAACAGGCCACCUAAAAAGCCACCAACGUGUUCACACUGGAGAGAAACCAUAUUGCUGUGACAUAUGUGGAAAGGCUUUCACUCGAUCAGAUCACAUUAACAAACACAGACGUGUUCACACUGGAGAGAAACCCUACUGGUGUGAACAAUGUGGGAAAACUUUCGGUCGGUUUGAUAAGUUAGAAAAACACAGACGUCUUCACACUGGAGAAAAGCCGUAUUGGUGUGAACAAUGUGGGAAAACUUUCCGUGGGGCUGAUAAGUUAGAAGUCCACCGCCGUGUUCACACUGGAGAGAAACCGUACUGGUGUGAACAAUGUGGGAAAAGUUUUGCUCAAUCAGGUAACCUAAAAGCCCACCGACGUGUUCACACUGGAGAGAAACCGUACAGCUGUGACCAAUGUGGGAAAGCGUUUAAAGAGCGUCGUACACUUAGAAGCCACAAACUCAUUCACACCACAUCAGUUCACACUGGAGAGGAACUGUACAGCUGUGACCAGUGUGGGAAAGCUUUCACUACAUCAGUUGCCUUAAAAAUCCACCAACAUGUUCACACUGGAGAGAAACCGUACUGGUGUGAACAGUGUGGAAAAACUUUUGCUCGAUCAGGUGUCCUAAAAAUCCACCAAUGUGUUCACACUGGAGAGAAACCGUAUUGGUGUGAACAAUGUGGGAAGGUUUUCACUAGAUCAGUUCACCUAAAACACCACCAACGUGUUCACACUGGAGAGAAGCCGCACUGGUGUGAACAGUGUGGAAAAACUUUCAGCAGAUCUGAUAAGUUACUAAUCCACCAACGUGUUCACACUGGAGAGAAACCGCACUGGUGUGAACAGUGUGGAAAAACGUUCUCUCAGUCAGGUCACCUAAAAAACCACCAACGAGUUCACACUGGAGAGAAGCCGUAUUGGUGUGAACAGUGUGGAAAAACUUUUGCUCGAGCAGGUGUCCUAAAAAACCACCAACGUGUUCACACUGGAGAGAAACCUCACUGGUGUGAACAAUGUGGGAAAGUUUUCACUAGAUCAGUUCACCUAAAACACCACCAACGUGUUCACACUGGACAGAAACCAUACUGGUGUGAACAGUGUGGAAAAACUUUUGCUGAAUCAGGUAACCUAAAAAGGCACCAACUUGUUCACACUGGAGAGAAACCUCACUGGUGUGAACAGUGUGGAAAAACGUUUGCUCGAGCAGGUGCCCUAAAAGUGCACCAACGUGUUCACACUGGAGAGAAACCGUACUGGUGUGAACAGUGUGGGAAAUCUUUCGCUCAUCCAGGUGCCCUAAAAGUGCACCAACGUGUUCACACUGGAGAGAAACCGCACUGGUGUGAACAGUGUGGGAAAACUUUUGCUCAAUCAGGGGACCUAAAAAAGCACCAACGUGUUCACACUGGAGAGAAACCGUACAGCUGUGGCAAAUGUGGCAAAUCUUAUACCGACAGGAGAACCCUUAAAGAACACAAAUGCAUUCACAAAGAAUCAGUGUGACAGUUUUCACAGAGCCAAGCUAGCUGUUUCCUGCUGCCCUGAAUACAACCACCUGUUAUCAUGUGACUGUAUUAAUAACAAUAAUAAACAGAAGGACUAGUAACAAUAAUUGAAGUGGGGGUGUGUUAUCCGACAUUAGCAAAAUUAAAUAAGGUUGAUUGAGGAACUGACAGUUUGUUAUAAAGUCAUUGUGACCAUGGCCAAGCCAUCAAAAAAUUGAUUUUACCUAUAUCAGUGUGUCUGGGGUCUUAAAGUCUUUAAAAAGUUAAUAAAUCAAUUUUGGGAAAAUUAA
Messenger RNA from Micropterus salmoides (largemouth bass), 2790 nucleotides. Its product is annotated as zinc finger protein 658B-like. The transcript has 4 exons. The record is from RefSeq and is a predicted model, not a curated record. Gene Ontology annotation, biological process: regulation of transcription by RNA polymerase II. Gene Ontology annotation, cellular component: nucleus. Lineage: Eukaryota; Metazoa; Chordata; Actinopteri; Centrarchiformes; Centrarchidae. Gene Ontology annotation, molecular function: RNA polymerase II cis-regulatory region sequence-specific DNA binding; DNA-binding transcription activator activity, RNA polymerase II-specific. Bases 537 to 2498 code for a protein of 653 amino acids.